This is a messenger RNA of Pelodiscus sinensis (Chinese soft-shelled turtle), 2339 nucleotides long. RefSeq names its product torsin-1A-like. Gene Ontology annotation, cellular component: endoplasmic reticulum; endoplasmic reticulum lumen; nuclear envelope. Gene Ontology annotation, molecular function: ATP binding; kinesin binding; ATP hydrolysis activity. Gene Ontology annotation, biological process: nuclear membrane organization; protein localization to nucleus. The record is from RefSeq and is a predicted model, not a curated record. NCBI's taxonomy places the organism in Eukaryota, Metazoa, Chordata, Testudines, Trionychidae.
AGUGGCUGUGCGGGGUGAGGGUGGCGGCUGACAGGCCGGGCUGGGGCCUGGCGGAGGGGGCAUGAAGCUGCUGCGGGGGGCGCUGGGGGCUGUUCUGGGCCUUGCGCUGCUGCUGAGCCCGGUGCAGACGGUGGAGCCCAUCAGCCUGGGACUGGCGCUGUGCGGGGCUGCCGCCUCAGCGCUCACCGGCUUCAUCUCCUACCCGCGCCUCUACUGCUACUUCAGGGAGUGCUGCCUCCAGCGGGAGGGGACCCGGGCGGGAGCAGCACUUCAGGAGGAUUUGGAUAAGAAACUAUUUGGUCAGCACCUUGUGAAGAAGGUGAUUGUGAAAGCUGUGAUUGGUUUCUUGAACAACACAAACCCCAAAAAACCUCUCACUCUCUCCUUACAUGGAUGGACUGGUACUGGCAAAAACUUUGUCAGUAAAAUAAUAGCAGAGAGUAUCUACGAAGGAGGCCUGAACAGCAACUAUGUCCAUCAGUUUGUGUCCACUUUGCAUUUUCCCCAUGCACAUAGCAUUAGCCAGUACAAGGACCAGUUGCAGUCCUGGAUUCGAGGAAACGUGAGUGCCUGUGCCAGGUCAAUCUUUAUAUUUGAUGAAAUGGAUAAAAUGCACGCAGGGCUCAUUGAUUCCAUCAAACCGUUCUUGGACUAUUACGAGCAGCUUGAUGGGGUGUCCUAUCGGAGAGCUAUCUUCAUCUUUCUCAGCAAUGCAGGGGCUGAAAAGAUAACAGAUGUGGCAUUAGAUUUCUGGAGAAGGGGAAGAAAAAGGGAAAACAUGGAACUCAGAGACUUGGAAGCUUCAUUGUCUGUGUCUGUCUUCAACAAUAAGAAUAGCGGCUUUUGGCACAGCAGCUUGAUCGACAGAAACCUCAUUGAUUAUUUUGUCCCCUUUUUGCCUUUGGAAUACAAACACGUGAAAAUGUGUAUCAGGGUUGAACUUGAAUCACGUGGCUACGUGGUGGAUGAAGAAAUCAUAACCAAAGUGGCUGAUGAGAUGACCUAUUUCCCCAAGGACGAGAAAAUUUACUCUGAUAAAGGAUGCAAAACUGUAUUCACCAAGUUGGAUUUUUAUUAUGACUUAUAAUGUUUUACAAUGCUGUGAUCUGCAAAGGAAAAAAUGAACCACAUCACACAAUGAAGAAACCGAAAUAUUUCACUGUCAAGCACUUUUUUAAAAAAGGGAACAUUAUCGUUUAAUUGGUGGUGUAAAUAACUGGCAAUACACUGGGGGAGCCUUGUAAUAGUCGUAUCUUCAAAAGAUGUCUUUCCUGUUCCAUGAAGUUAGGAAGGAACAGUGCAUGGAGCAGUCACCUCUUCGAGAGCAUUGUUGAACAGCGCCUAUGAUUAUCUCAAAUCACGACUUGGUUGAUUGUUACAGUUUGUUCAGUGGAACACUCACAUGUAUAUUAGACCUGCAGUUUUGAUCUGGUUUUAAUUAAAUUUUAAUUUGUAGAAAUGGUUUCUAGAUGGUACAGAAUAUUUUAAUCAAGGCCUUUGUAUCUUGCAACCCAUUCCUAGGAGUUGUGGGUGAGGUAUUUUCCAAUUGUGUUUUGAAAAAAGGAUAUGCAGGGUGGGGUUUCCCCCCCUUAAAACAACCAUCUUUAGUGCUUCCAGCUCUAUUGGAACCAUUGUGUGAGAGAGAGAGUCAAUAUGUCCUCUUACAUAACAUUAUAAGGUGCCAUUCUUAUAAAAGCCAGGCUGUAAACAAUCUCUUCUGCUGCCAAACUGCAUUAGCCAUGUGGACUCCAUCUCUGAUAGGAGUAGGUCAAUAUGUGAAACAAAGCUGAGCAAAAAAAGGAACUGCAGUUGUACUGCAUUCCUGUAAUGGCGUUAGUUCCUCCUUUGGCUGUUUGCUGUAAAGUGGAGAGUUGGCACGUGGCCUGCUUUCCUUUUCCUUCUUUGCUGUAAUGAAGAAUAAGGUUGUUCACUAAAUCCAGGGAUGGUUCUUGGUUGGAGUGUCCAUUUCGUAGAAUCAGAGUAAGGCGAAGGCAGAACCUGGUACGUCCAUGGGCUGGUUGUAAGAUUUUCUUUUGUUGCAAAUAUUUCUAAAUGCAGAAAAUAGCAGCUUGGGUAACUUUUCACCCACUGUCAAACGGUGAGAUUUCAUUUUGAUCCUAGCCUUAAAAACACUGCUGUGUGAAAAGAGAUGAAGACAGCUUCAAAACUACCUGGAAAAAUAUUUAAUUACAGUAAUCCAUCAACUAAAGUUAUUACACCCCAUCUGCCAGUUUUAUUUAUAAAUGCCAGCACUGUACCUUUUCACUCCCGUUUCUAGCUCUUACAAUUUGAAAGUAAGAUUUUUAUAAUUCCCUCAAUAAAAGAUCUCACCAGUAAAA